Messenger RNA from Nannospalax galili (Upper Galilee mountains blind mole rat), 6810 nucleotides. It is a transcript of the gene Gpr158, whose product is annotated as G protein-coupled receptor 158. The coding region runs from base 356 to 3904 and encodes 1182 amino acids. Gene Ontology annotation, biological process: G protein-coupled receptor signaling pathway. Lineage: Eukaryota; Metazoa; Chordata; Mammalia; Rodentia; Spalacidae. The record is from RefSeq and is a predicted model, not a curated record. The transcript has 11 exons. Gene Ontology annotation, molecular function: G protein-coupled receptor activity. Gene Ontology annotation, cellular component: membrane.
AAUGAGAGCCGAGGUGGAAGCGGCCGAGCAGAAAGACGUAAGCAGGCUAACUAUAGCUGCCCGGAGAGCGAGGGGGAUGUAACCUGUUCGGCUCAAGGCUGCGAGGUGCGUAAUCCCGAGCCGACCCAUUGUGGAGCCAGCCUUGCCACAGGUGAUUGGAUCUGUGACGGCAGCUUAGCCAGCUGGGCCAAUUCCAAAACAUUCUUAUUUUAAAGUCCCUUUGGACUUGGUGCCACCGGGGAGAAGCCAGAAGACCCUCUAAUGAAAAGUCUUUACUGGUGAUAAAUCGACGACCACAAUUUGCAAAGUGACUCCUCGGAUUACCUCCGUCUCCAGUGCUGGAUAGAAGGGAGCCAUGGUUUAUCCCUUACUCCUCUGCCUCCUGCUCGCUCAUCUGGGAUUGGGAGCUGUUGGCGCUAGCCGCGACCCUCCGGGACGGCCAGACUCCCCUCGAGAGAGGGCCCCGAGGGGGAAGCAGCACUCCCAGCAGCUGGCUCGAGCCUCAGCCCCGGACCCCUCGGCUCCCUGGAGCCGCUCCACCGACGGCAUCAUCUUGGCACAGAAACUUGCCGAGGAGGUGCCCACGGACGUGGCCUCUUACCUCUACACCGGGGACUCCCACCAGCUGAAGCGAACCAACUGUUCCAGCCGCUAUGAGUUGGCGGGUCUGCCAGGAAAGUCCCCCGCCCUAGCCAGCUCCUAUCCCUCCUUACACGGGGCGCUGGACACUCUGACGCACGCCACCAACUUCCUCAACAUGAUGCUACAGAGCAAUAAGUCUCGGGAGCAGAACUUGCAGGAUGACCUGGAGUGGUACCAGGCUCUGGUGCGGAGCCUCCUGGAGGGUGAGCCCAGCAUCUCCCGGGCAGCCAUCACCUUCAGCACCGAGUCGCUGUCCGCGCCCGCCCCGCAGGUCUUUCUCCAGGCCACCCGCGAGGAGAGUCGCAUCCUGCUCCAGGACCUGUCCUCCUCCGCCCACCACCUAGCCAACGCCACUCUAGAGAGCGAGUGGUUCCAUGGCCUUCGGCGCAAGUGGAGGCCCCAUUUGCACCGCCGUGGCUCCAACCAGGGGCCCCGGGGCCUGGGACACAACUGGCGGCGCAGGGACGGGCUCGGCGGGGACAGGAGCCACAUCAAGUGGUCCCCGCCUUAUCUGGAGUGCGAGAACGGGAGUUACAAGCCCGGGUGGCUGGUCACUCUCUCCGCUGCCUUCUAUGGGCUUCAGCCUAACCUGGUCCCGGAAUUCAGGGGUGUGAUGAAAGUUGAUAUAAAUCUUCAGAAAGUGGACAUUGACCAAUGUUCGAGUGAUGGCUGGUUUUCAGGAACUCAUAAAUGCCACCUUAACAACUCAGAGUGUAUGCCAAUUAAAGGCCUAGGAUUUGUUCUUGGAGCCUACCAGUGCGUUUGCAAAGCAGGAUUCUACCAUCCUCGGGUCUUCUCCGUGAACAACUUUCAGAGAAGGGGUCCAGAUCACCAUUUUUCAGGAAGCACAAGAGACGUGUCAGAAGAAGCCCAUGUCUGCCUGCCCUGCAAAGAAGGCUGCCGCUUCUGUGCCGAUGACAGUCCAUGCUUUGUCCAGGAGGAUAAGUAUUUGCGACUUGCCAUCAUCUCUUUCCAAGCAUUGUGUAUGCUGUUGGACUUCGUCAGCAUGCUGGUGGUCUACCACUUUCGCAAAGCAAAGAGCAUCAGGGCUUCCGGCCUCAUCCUGUUGGAAACAAUCCUCUUUGGGUCUCUGCUCCUAUACUUUCCGGUUGUUAUUUUGUACUUUGAGCCAAGUACAUCCGGCUGCAUUCUCCUGAGAUGGGUCCGUCUUCUCGGUUUCGCCACUGUUUAUGGAACGGUGACUCUCAAGCUUCACAGGGUUUUGAAGGUGUUUCUUUCACGAACAGCACAAAGAAUUCCAUACAUGACUGGUGGUCGGGUGAUGAGGAUGCUGGCCGUGAUACUCUUGGUAGUGUUUUGGUUUCUCGUUGGCUGGACUUCUUCUGUAUGCCAGAACUUGGAGAGGGAGAUUUUACUUGUUGGCCAGGGGCAAACAUCUGAUCACCUCACCUUCAACAUGUGCCUCAUUGACCGCUGGGAUUACAUGACAGCCGUUGCUGAAUUUCUAUUCCUCCUUUGGGGUGUUUAUCUCUGCUAUGCAGUGCGGACAGUCCCGUCAGCGUUCCACGAGCCACGCUAUAUGGCCGUUGCGGUCCACAACGAGCUCAUCAUCUCCGCCAUAUUCCACACAAUCAGAUUCGUGCUUGCCUCAAGACUGCAGUCUGACUGGAUACUGAUGCUGUAUUUUGCACACACUCAUUUGACUGUGACAGUCACCAUCGGGUUGCUUUUGAUUCCAAAGUUUUCCCAUUCAAGCAAUAAUCCCCGUGAUGACAUUGCCACAGAAGCGUAUGAAGACGAGCUGGACAUGGGGCGUUCUGGGUCCUACCUGAACAGCAGCAUCAAUUCAGCUUGGAGUGAGCACAGCCUGGAUCCGGAGGACAUUCGGGAUGAGCUGAAGAAACUAUAUGCCCAGUUAGAAAUAUACAAACGGAAGAAGAUGAUCACAAACAAUCCCCACCUCCAGAAAAAGCGGUGCUCCAAGAAAGGCCUGGGCAGGUCCAUCAUGAGGCGCAUCACCGAGAUCCCAGAAACGGUCAGCAGGCAGUGCUCCAAGGAGGACAAGGAAGGCGCAGAUCACAGUGCGCCCAAGGGCGCGGGCCUGGUCCGGAAGAACCCACCCGAGUCAGGGAAGCCCAAGGAGGAGUCCCUGAAACACCGAGUCUUCUCUCUCAAGAAAUCCCACAGCACAUACGACCACGUGAGGGACCAGAUGGAGGAAUCCCGCAGCCUGCCCGCCGCCAGCCAGGAGGAGGCCACCGAGAGCCCCACCCUGGAGUCUCUUUCCAGUAAGAAGUUGACGCAGAAGAUCAAAGAGGACAGUGAAACGGAAUCGACGGAGUCGGUGCCUCUGGUGUGCAAGUCCGCCAGCGCGCACAACCUCAGCUCCGAGAAGAAGCCCGGGCACCCGCGGACGUCCGUGCUGCAGAAGUCGCUGAGUGUCAUCGCAAGUGCCAAGGAGAAGACCCUGGGGCUGGCUGGGAAAACCCAGGCAUCGGGUGCGGAGGAGCGCCCCAAGCCCCAGAGACCUCUGCCCAAGGACAGACUGACCACCAGGAAGCACUCGAACUCAGAUAACACAGAGACGAAAGACUCCGUCCCCUCAAACUCCAACCACAUGGAGCCCAGCAAGCCUCACAAGUCCGGGAUUAUGAAACAGCAGCGGGUCAGCCUCCCCACUGCCAACUCUGACCUGAGCCCGGGCAGCACUCAGAUGAAGGACAACUUUGACAUCGGGGAAGUGUGCCCUUGGGAGGUUUAUGACCUGACCCCUGGUCCUGUGCCUUCCGAACCAAAAGCUCAAAAACACGUAUCAAUUGCAGCUUCUGAAGUGGAGAAAAACCCAGCUUUUUUCUCAAAGGAGAAGUCCCACCCCAAGCCUAAGGCGACUGAAGGGUGUCAGCAGCUCAGUCACAAGAGCGCAGAUAAGGCAGAAGUGGGCCCUUGGGAGAGCCAAGGGCCAUGCCUCUUUGAAGAUGAGAAUCACUUGAUGUCCAAGACUCCAGGUCUCCCUGGGAGUGCUGGACGAUUGGAAGAACUGCCCCCCAAAGUUGUAGCAUCAAAAUUAGAAAAUGAGAAUCUCAACCCAAUGGGAGACCAGGAUAAACAGACAUCUUCCUCUAUGGAGAUCCCAUCUGGCUCCUAUAACUCAAGUAAUAGUUGCCACCAACCCUUAACAUCCCGAGCUGAGGUCUGUCCUUGGGAGUUUGAGACCCCAGAUCAAACAAAUGUGGAAAGAAGUCUAGCUUUACCUGCCUCUUCUGCUUUGAGUGUGAAUAAGGUGGCCGGGCCUCAGAAGUAAGAGGUCUGGGACACCUGCCAACUGUAGCAUCCCCAGGGAGAACAAGAGGAACCCCUGGUUGGAUAGAAGAUGUGAGAAUCAAUAAUUGCCAAGGAAUAUUUGUCAUCCAGGGGAAUGUGGCACAUAGUGUGGUGGGAUCAAAGGCAUGGGUUGAAAAAAGCUGGAGGGUACUGUGUUGGAAGCCUGGCUCAGACAAGAAAUCAUUCCCUGUGGUAACACUAGGGAAAUCUUGAAGUUUGAGCACAUUCAAGGGAGAUUGCCCUGAUUAGUCUUUACCCAUGGGAUUUGAGAUCCCAGCAGGAAAAUCAGGAGAUGCGGAAGAUGAAGGCAUGAAUUUGGGCAAAGAAGGGAAGAGACUAGAUGCUUGAGACUGAAACUCUAAUAGCUGACUGAAGAGGAUCUAUCUAACCUUCGUAGCACUGCUCACCUAAUGCACCCCCAAAAUACCUUUUAUAUAAAUGAUGGCUCUCAUUUUCUUAAAAUGUUACGUCUCCCUACAUGGUUGUGUCUCAUAUGCAAGCAUUCCAGAUUGUAUGAUUUUUGCAAAUAACUUUGAUAUUACGUGACACAACACAUUUAUGCAAUCUGCAGCUACUCAAUUGCUAUUGCAACUUACCGAAUACAUGCUAUCUACCAACUGUAGUAGAUUCUUGGAGUACAGUAAGCUUUCUCUGGCUUAGGAAGCCAUAACUGUUAUGAUGAAAACUUUAAGUUUGGGCCAUGGUUUAUACAGUAUGAAUUUAGAUUUGACUUUAUUAUUUCCCAUCAUUGUCUGUUACACUGCCCUAAUCAUCUUUAAAUACAAGUUAUUUGUUUUGCACUUCUUGUAGGGAUCAGAGGCUAUUAAUCGUGGAGAUCAAGGGGUCCUGCUUAGUCAUUUGUGUCUGUAAGUUAAGGACAACUUACCAUUGUUUGUUCAAAGUCAAAGCUAGAUCAUCCCAAUUCACUGUUCCUUUUAACUUUGAGUAUUUCAUACUUAGUAUUUCCUAAGGAAGGAGCUGAGCGAGGACACGGUACUGUGCAUCAUCACCACUGGAAAGGGGCAACCCUAGGGGUGCUGUGGGAGUGACAGCAUGCUACAAGUCCAGGAAAUCUGCCUUUCAAAACAGAGACAGGAAGGUAACUCCGAAUAGCACUUUCAAGGGAUUAUUUUUAUAAAGAGAAAAAUUAAUGACAGCAUCAAGAUCACUGUAUGGAUAUAUUUUUAUUAUGCAUACUGAAAAUAUGAUAUUUUAAAUUACCUUAAACUAUUUAUUCUCAUAAAUUUUUAUUCACUACUUCACCUAGGUGUAGAGCCUGCUGGUCUCAAAUCCCAAAGAGAUUUUAUAAGCUGAUAUAUUCAAAGCCCAUGAAGUGGUAUGGGUUUUUCAUUCUUCCCAGUACCACAACUUACAAGUCCUGCAAAUUUUCAUUGCAAGACACCUAGCUCAAAAUGCAAAGUGCAAGAUUUAUUUGCAAGGCAAGACAGCCCUCAAAGUGUAUCUUAUAAAAUGCCCUGCCUUUCACACUGAUCUCCUAGUGUAACCACCCUCAGCUGCUCACUUUGCUAAUGAUGUGAUAUUGCAAUGAAAUUCCAAAGCUUAAUCUCAUUUUAUUUAAAGACGAAUCACAUGAAAUUAUAGCCCGUGCUUCCCUUUUCUUUCACUGCAAACACUGAACAAUCCACUCAUUAUUGGGCCAAGACAUUUCCAGCCAAAUAACGUUUUCAUUUUGUGAACAUCAGGGAGGACACACUAGGAGGAUGAAAGAUGAAGAGAAAGAAUUUCAGAAGGUAGACAUGGGGCUGUUCUUAUUAUUCUCAGUGGAAGAUAGAAACAGAAGUCUUUGUAUCUAUCAUCAAAGUUUUCUCAGUGAUUACUUAUUCAGGAGUGAGCAAGCAUGUGGACAGUUUGCAAAGCUAUGUCUAACCCCACCCCCACAUUUGCUUGCUUAGUACAUUACUCAGGUUGGUGGGGUAAGUUUGAAGCACUAUAGAAAUUUUAUUUUUAACUGCUGCCUUCAUUUAGUUUUUUCAUCCAUCUCUUUCAAUCAAAAUCUAUCUGCUAGGUGACCGUAGAAUGCCACUUUAAGGUAUAUUUAUGAAUUUAGUUUAGAGGUUCUAAACCUACAUACCUGUUUCGCUUGUGUGAGAUCUGUUAGCACUUGACUCACUUCUGAGAAUUAAAGUAGUCAAACGUUGCUGACUUUUACUGAAAUUCAGGAUGAUCCUGCUAGACAUGUGGCUUACAGAUUUGCCAAAUUAUAUCUUAGCAACAGUCUAUAGUCCAUAGAUUACUCUCCACCAGCACAAACCAGCAAGGAUGCUUAGGGUCUUUCCUAGAGUUUCAUUUCCAUUCUCUUAUCACUAGGAGAUGCUGAAAUCUGUAGGCUCAUUCUGGAGGCUCUGUUCCCAGGCUAAGAGCAAUGGAAAGUGCACAGACAUGGGUAAGGUCUCCACAAAUGUUUGCUAGGCUGUCCUUCUCAACGCAUGUGCAGGCUGCAUCCUGUCCUUGUUCUAAGCCAGGGUUAACAAUAAGUAGAUUUAUAUCCGUCUUAAUAGAACUGUAUAUUUUAUGCAAGAAUUAAAUGCUUUACAACAUGAAUUAUAACUCACCCAUUGUAAACUUCGGUGGCAACAUGGAAUUGAAACCCGACAGUUCUCGUUAUUUGCUUCCUAGGUUUCUGCAUGCAAGUGCCGGCAGGUAGGCCUGAGAACACACUGCCCUUUGACUUCUAGCAUUUAGCAACCGAGAGUUGUAGAAUCAACAAAGUUGUAAGUCUCUUCACUUAACCUGUGGUUCUUCUAAAACUAUUAUCUGAAAUCUACAGCAUCCCACCAUGAAAUAUUUGGUAAAUUUUUGUUGUGACGUGUUGCAGCAUGUAAAUAUCUAUAAGUUCUCUGCAAUAAAACAGAUUUAUAUGAAAAA